Molecule: messenger RNA, 1408 nt
Organism: Gigantopelta aegis
Lineage: Eukaryota; Metazoa; Mollusca; Gastropoda; Neomphalida; Peltospiridae
Product: nucleosome-remodeling factor subunit NURF301-like
Exons: 9
Coding region: 55-1128 (357 amino acids)
Molecular function (GO): ubiquitin binding
Source: RefSeq, a predicted model, not a curated record
AUGGUGUUACGAAACUGAAAGUACGUUUAAUUAGGAAUAAAAUCAACGAAGAUAAUGAGUAGGACACAUAAUGCUUCCGGUUCGACAACGACAACUCGCGGAAGAGGGGCUAAACCAAGAUCUCUGGCGAAUGUAGGUAGAAGUAGCCGCGAAGCGACAGCUGCGUCAAACGCAAACACCAGACGGGCAAGGCAACCUCCCGGAAGAGGGAUGUGGAACCCAAAUAAUAAUUUGCCAAAUCGCAGUGGUGGCGCUGGAAGAGGGAAUCGACCAGGAAUUGAUCCUGCUGCCGAAACUGAAGAUUCGAAUCCAGAAGCUGACCAAGCUAGCUCGGAGCAACAGCUCUCUCAUCUUGGAGCUUUCUCUAUGUUGACACCAAAUCAGGCGAAGCGGCAACAGAUAAUAAGUCAAGCCCAAAGAGAAACUCAGCAAUAUGAGGCUUACAAAGAAAAAACUAAGUUAAAACAUGUGAGCUAUGUUGGAACGGUGGGUGGGGGUGAGAAAAGUGAGGCAGAAGCCCGGAGAGAUGCUGAAAGAAAGCAAGCUAAUGCGAAGUUGCAGAGACUGAAAAAACAGCAACAAUGGCAGGAACAAAAGAAAGUGUCCGAAGAUUCUGUUUAUGAACAGAAAAAACUGGACGCUAGACGACAGUCGGAGUUAAAGGAGGAGAAGGAAAGAAGACGAGAAGAGAAGUUAAAGGAAGACAUGAGGAGAAAACGUAGUGCCUUCUUAGACAAACUGGAAAGUCAAAAGCCAGCUUCCCAGCCUACAACACUGCCGUUCCCAGUGUCACCUGGAUCGUCCAGGCCAAUAGCUCAACACAGAGGAGCAGGUGAAAGUAGUGGAAUGUAUGAAGCAUUGUCACCAGGACCACACCGACUGGCAUCGCAACCGAAACCAUAUCAACCACCACCACAGCCGCAUGUUUUCCCACAAGAAUCAUCGACCAACUUCAGAGAUGAGCUGUCGACUGAUUUUGGAGAGGGGCUAUAUCUUGGAACCGGUGAUGAAGUCAGUCAGCUGAGUGCUAUGUUCCCGAACUUUUCUCCAGAAGUUCUGGCGGACAUUUUCCAGCAGACGGGAUCACUAGAUGCCGCAGCAUCACUCUUGAUGGAAAUGCAAGAAUAAUAGAUUACAUCAUAAGCGGUCAUGUGAGAUAGAAAUAGUACACCCGAGGUGGUGGAAAGGUUGACCCGGGACGAGGCUUACCGAGUCCCAGGGUAGAAAUUUCCACCACCGAGGGUGUAUUUGUUCUAUCUCACAUGACCGCUUAUGAUGGAGUCGUUUUCUCCCAUCCAUUCCAUAAAUAAACCAUUAUUUUGCACGAACAAACAAAAAUGGCUGAAAAAGUAACUUCUUUAUUUGACCGUUUUAUAAAAAAUAAUCUACACUAUCAUAUUUUCCGCAU